Messenger RNA from Lepisosteus oculatus (spotted gar), 2488 nucleotides. RefSeq names its product tumor necrosis factor receptor superfamily member 11B. Gene Ontology annotation, biological process: signal transduction. Lineage: Eukaryota; Metazoa; Chordata; Actinopteri; Semionotiformes; Lepisosteidae. The record is from RefSeq and is a predicted model, not a curated record. Gene Ontology annotation, molecular function: protein binding.
AACUUGUCCAAACCUACUGCACUUGGAAAGAGAGAUGGGUGUUAGCAAUCUGAGGUCGCAGACAGCUAUGAAGCUUCAUGUGCUUUUUGCCAUCUCCUUUACCUGGGCUUUUCAUGAGGUACCUGUACCAAAGUAUCAGCACUGGGAUCCUGUAGCAUCCCAGUUUUAUGUGUGUGACCAGUGCCCACCUGGUACAGCUUUACAGGAGCAUUGCAGUUCCACCAGACCGACUGUGUGCUCACCUUGUCCUGAACACCAUUUCUCUGAACACUGGCAUUGGGAUGACAAGUGUCAGUAUUGCACUACUGUUUGCAAGGAGAAACAGAGAGUUCGGCAAGAGUGCAACAGCACACAUAACCGAAUCUGUGAAUGCAUCGAGGGCUAUCAUCUUGAAAUCGAGUUCUGCGUUAAACACACUGCGUGUCAGCCUGGAUUUGGCGUAAAGAUUCCAGGUACGCCGGAAAGUGAUACAGUUUGUGAAAUAUGUCCAAAUGGCUACUAUUCGAGCAGACUAUCAACAACUGAACAAUGUACUAAACACACAAACUGCACAGACCUGGGGUUCAAGACAUCUUCACCUGGUACUGCAACACAAGAUGCUAUAUGUGAGAGUAAUGGAAAAGGUGGAGCCACCCAAUGUUUUCGUCACCACCUUCAAUGUCACUCAGAUAUCACUCUAUGUGAGGAGGCUAUAUUCCAGUUUAUUGUAUCCCAAGGGCUAUCCUCUCUCCAGCUUGAUUUAUUGAUUGAGAACUUGCCUGGGAAAAAAGUGGACAACAAAAAAAUAGAAAAAUUGAGGAAGACCUGCAGUCCCAAGCAACAGAUUCUUCACCUGCUGAAACUGUGGGUGCAGCAGAACAAAGACCAAGAUAGCAUGUUUAGCAUAAUACAAGGUGUAAAUCAUUGUGAGAGAGUGGUGUCUAGAUGUGCCGGUUUUAGAAACCUGACACUGAGUCACUUGACUGCAGUAAUGGACAGCCUGCCUGGAAACAAAGUGAAAGCAGAGGACAUCAAACAGAUCAUGAGCACAUGUGAAUCAAAACAGUACAUUCUUCAGCUCUUGCAACUUUGGAAGAUGCAAAAUGGGGACCAAGAUAUUGCCAAGGGACUUUCACAAAGCAUCAGAAAACUAAGAAGGAAGAAAGUUCCAAAAAGGUUAUUAAAAAGCAUUAAAAAAAUCAUCAAGAUCUUCAAUACAUCUUCUAUACAUAAGUUGUAUGAAAAAAUGUUUUUGGAUAUCAUUCAGGGGAGCAAGUGUUUAAAAUCCAAAUCACUUAAUGAAUAAACACAGGGACAUUAUUUUUAUCAGAAAAAGUACGAGUUAUGUAAACUUAUUUAAGAGUUGUAUAUAAUCAUCAUUUUUUAAUUAUGCUUCCAAGUUUCUUUUCAGUUGGUGGAUGGGUAUACCAUCAGGUUAUUUGUGCUUCUUUUCAACAUGGAAUAUAUUUCAAAAAAGGUUUGUGCCUGUAAGAAAAUGAAAAAUCUCAUGGAAAUCUUAACAGCACUUCAACAGGUGUUACAUUAAUUGGAAAAAGUGGUGUUUCUUUCUAAAAUACUGUAUAGGGACAAAAAGGAUCUCAUUUAAAAAAUGUCCUUUCUUUGAAAACUUACUGGGAAAUAAUUGGUCAGAUACAAUUUUUUAAAUUUAUUUAGCGCCUGAUCAAUGCACUGUGACUCUGUUUUAAAGAGUGAUAAUAAAUUAACUAGCAGGCAUCCUAUCUUUUCAAAGAAAAACAUUUAAUACAACCCACACAACAGUUAGCAACAGCAUACGUACAUAUUUGUUUUACAGCAAAGGUAAAAAAGUAAAAACCCCUGUUUCAUUCAGUCACAGUAGCUGAUCAACAGCUAAUCUGUUCUGUCCAUGUACUGUAUCUAAGAGAGAACACCAUUCUUAAUAGAAUGUAUUCUCUAGUCUUCAGACACAUGUGCCUAAAACUAAUGUGAGCAAACCAUUUUAGCCCCUUUGGUACCUGAUGGAGCAAAGCAUCAGAAGAUAAUAGCAUAAUUUUUUCUGCUAUUCAAAUUCUUACUUAUUGCAUUUCAUAUUCAUGGUUGUUGUUUUUACCUAUUCACUUUUCCAUUCGAAAUGGCCAUUUUAUCUGACCUUUCUGGCAUGUGGUUUCUAAAACUAUUUUUGUUGAGCUUUAUAAGGAAAAGCUACUGUAUGUUGGGAAAUAUCAGUGUUGCAUCAUUAACACUAAAGGUCAGAAAGGCGUGGUGCGUCAUCACUUUUAUAGUGAAACUCUUUGUUCUUGAACACUUAAUUAGAAUAGCAAAUAAUACCAGAAGGAAGAGCAACAGGCUAUAAUAAUGAAUUACAUACUUAAGAUAUGAUAUAAGUUAAUCAGUAAAAUAAAUAUUAUUUAGGUGGUUGUCCACGUCACAGAAAAAUAGGAAUUAAAUGUUUUGUUUCUCCAUUAAUCAAAAAACUGAAAUGGAUUCAUUAUCAUGGUACAAAAUAAGCUUUAUAUUUUUUAUUUUAAUA